Messenger RNA from Elaeis guineensis (African oil palm), 1016 nucleotides. RefSeq lists its product as uncharacterized. The record is from RefSeq and is a predicted model, not a curated record. NCBI's taxonomy places the organism in Eukaryota, Viridiplantae, Streptophyta, Magnoliopsida, Arecales, Arecaceae.
AAGAGUGUGUGGCCCUCUCUUCUCUUUCCGCGAGGUUUGGUAACACAAACCAUUACCAAACUCGUAGAAAAUUAUCACCCAUCAGCCAUUCAUCUCCAUUUCUGUCCCUUGUAAACUCUCCUAAACAUGGAGCUCCGGUCUCCUGUGGGCGCUAAGAACCUAUGGAACUUAUUGAGGCUGGCCUUUGUCAUGAUGAGGAAGGGCCUCAUAGCUAAGAGGAAGCUCAUCAUGGACACGAAGCUCAUCAUGGAGAGAGGAAAAGUCCUCGGGAAAUCCCUGGGGAACAUUAUGUUUCACCACCACUCAAGGAGUCCAUUGCCACGAGGCCCCAACUUUGGCAUGCAUGCGUACGAGUUCUCAUGCAGUAACAGCCCCAACCCAAUCUUCUUUGGCAUGAGUUCGAAGCGUAGACACAAUCUCUUCUCUUGCAUCCAUGCCAGUGUUGUCGAGGAGCCUGACGAGAUGCCAGGGACUGUCAUCGUUCCCCCCAGGCUCGAGUGCUCGCCACUGUGUGCCUACAGUCCCAACGUUCUAGCCAUUGGCGAGCAGCGGAGCCAAAUGCCGUCACCUUUUUCGGUUGGGGUCUCAAACUAUUCAUCAGAGGAUGAAGGUGAUGGGUUUGGAUGGGAGGUGGACGACAAGGCCGAGGAGUUCAUCAAGAGGUUCUACGAGCAACUGAGGGCUCAAAGCUGCAUCCCUAUGCUGCAGUACGAAGAGAAGUAGUGCCAAGAGAAGCUUGCUUCAGGAACUUAAUUUAGUCAAGAAAUACAAAUUAACGUUCUACGUGCAUGCAUGAAAACGUUAUUAGUAUAGUUCAUUAGAUCUAUGAAUUUAUCUAUUAUGUUAAAUUUAUUCGCUCAUUUCAAUUUCAUGGAAGAGAUGUCUCGAUAUGUUUAUGAUCAAAUAAAGUUCGAGUCUUGUUUUAGGUAUUGGAAGCACUGAAUGGCUAAUAGGUUUCUUGUUUCAGGGUUUGCUUUUGCUUUUUGCCUUUUCUUUUCUUUUGAACCAGCUUUGCC